AUGGAUGUGAAGCCCGUGCUGACCAAAUGCGCGGGGAAGCGGUGGGAAAGCAUCGGUUCCGCAUCAACAACCUCUCCACCGCAGCCGGCCACUUCUCACCCACAACCAGCCACCUCGCACCCACACCUAUCCGAUUCAGCGAAUUCCGACUCUGAAAGCAGCAAACCAAGCCGAUCUCUCCUGUCCAUUUUCCAGCGGGCGAAAGUUGGUGGUGGUAGCACCAGCACUGGUGGUGGUAGUCCUGCUCGCGGGACUGCUGGAGCCUCGGGAGGAGCAGCCUCGGGAGGAGCAGCCGCAGGCAAGAAGAAGGAAAGCAGAUCGCCGGAGAGUAGCAAUAGUCAUCCGUACGGGGACGCGCGAAAGAUCAGCAACCGCUACUGCGUCUGGGACGAUCGGCAGAAGGUCUGGUACCGCUUCGAGGGCCAAAGCAGAGUGUACUGGAAAGUCGCAGCUGGCAAAUCGCCUCAGGAGGGCGAAUGGGUCGCACUGCCUUAUGAAGACGAACGACCGAAGGUGGACCUGGUCAGUAAACCGGGUUUCAACGCGCCUGUACGAAGCUCCACGCGUGGCAUUAGUCGGACAGCAAGCGGAGACGGCGGCGCGGGGAAGAGCAGCGCGGGUGCGGAGGACGGGGAGAGGCGGAGGCGGCCGGAUUCUAUGUCAGGCGGGGGUCGGGGGGGUAGUGACUCCGCCAACGCGUGGAGUUUCGUGAAGGAGCAGGAGCUUACGACGGACACGGAGCAGGAGCUGAAGGCGCUGCAAGCAGGCCCGGACCCCAGCCUCGCGUCCUUGCAUGUGUCCAAGUCCUUUCCGCCGGAGGUGGGCAAAGCAGCAGCGCCGAGCGCGGCAGGCGCGGUGGGGGGGAGGGGGAACCUGGGGAACCUGCAGCCGCUGCCAGUCGCGCCCCCUACCGUGCCAUCUGGCGCGUCUUCUCCGCGCAGCGGCCCCUCCACGCCGCCUGAACCAUCAGCCAUGGGAGCUGCAGGAAGAGGAGGAUUAGGAGGAUUAGGAGGAUUAGGAGGAGCUGGAGGAUUAGGAGGAGCAGGAGGAGCAGGGCUGUACGGUUCUUCCCCUUCGAAACAGCCGUUGGAGCACAGGUCUCCCCAUCCGCACACCGUGUCGCCAGACAGACGGGGUCAAGCCUCCAACCCCCUGCCCCUCCCUCCCGCCAGACAAGUAGGCGCGCUGGGCUCAGGACCAAUGGUCGUGAGAAUGGAAGCACCGGCGCCAGGUGUAGGCCCAGGUGUAGGGUCAGGUGUAGGGUCAGGUGUAGGGUCAGGUGUAGGGUCAGGUGUAGCAGCAGCACCAGGGCCUGUCCGCGCGCUCUUCCCCGUGCAUUCCUCCCCUUCCCGGGACCUCGAAGCCGUUUCUGUGAACCAUGCGCCGUCUCACGAGGCUCCGCCGUCAAUCCUCGUAGGUCGAGGAGCAGCAGGGGGCGUGGGCGGUGCUGCUGCUGGUGCUGGUGGCACCGGUGGUGCUGGCGGGUUUGGUCGUGCUGAUGGUGGGUUUGGUGGUGGUGAUGGCGGUGGGUUUGGCGGUGGUGGGGGAAGUGGGGGUGUUAGUCCUCUCGCGCGAGGGAGAUCCGUGUCUACAUCUGGAGCGCCCGGUGGCGGAUCUCAGGGGCACAGCCCGCGGACUCCCGCGCCCUCUCCUAUGGAUGGAGCUGUAGCAGCUGUAGCAGCUGUAGCACCUGUUGCGUCCGCUUCAGCUGGCACUUCGCCGUCUGGCCGCCACAGAAUGUCCCCGCCAGCAGGAGUGCCCUUUGGUGCUCCGCCUGUUGCCGGGAACCCUGCUGCGUUGAAUCGGCAAGGAAGUGGAGGGGUGGGUGGGGGAUUCGGAGGAGGGAUGGGCGGGAAUAUGGGCGGAGGAAUGGGAGGAAGCAUGGGCGGAGGAAUGGGAGGGAACAUGGGCGGAGGUAUGGGGGGAGGAAUGGUCGGAGGAAUGGGGGGCAACAUGGGCGGUGGUAUUGGGGGAGGAAUGGGCGGAGGAAUGGGGGGAGGGAUGGGGGGAGGACUGGGCGGAGGAAUAGGGGCAGGAAUGGGGGGAGGAAUGGGCGGAGGGAUGGGCGGGGGCGGAAUGGGGGGAGGGCUGAUAGCAGGAGGAAUGACGCCACCAGGGGGCAUGAUGACGCCACUAGUAGGAGGUAUGGCAACCCCACCCGCUAGCAGCUCCAAGCUCUCAACUCGAUCUGCAUCCCCCUUCCGAAUCAAACCUCUCGUGCCCAAGCUCGAGCCCCUCCCAAUCUCCACCACCAAAUCCCCCGUUGCCUCCCCCAGAGCCGCCACAGACAGGCCGCCGCUGCCCUUUGAACCUUCUCAGAACCCACAGAAUCCGAUGUUUCCCAAGUCGGCAAGCCAAACGUCCACCCCCGGCCAAGUGUCGAGAGUCGGCUCGAUGAAUGAUGGGCACGGGAGGGAUGUUAACGGGCUGCCCGGAGGAGCAGGGUUCGGGCAGCAUUUCGGGCAGCCGCAGCCAGGGCAGCAAAUAGGUCAACAGUUUGGGCAGUCAGGGCAGCAAUCAGGGCAGCAGUUGGGGCAGCAAUCAGGUCAGCCGUUUGGGCAGCAGUCAGGGCAGCAGUCAGGGCAGCAGUUAGGGCAGCCGUUGGGGCAGCAGGUGCAGCAGCAGCUGGGGAGAGAAGGCAUGCUUCCCUGGCAGCAAUUUCCCAAAUCAUCCAGCCAGGCGUCCACCCCUGGAAACCUCUCCAGGGGAGGUUCCACUAACGAGGGCUCCAUGCUCGUGCCUCCAGGUGGCUCUCCUAUAGUCACAGCAGCAGGCGCUGGAGCAGAAGGUGCUGGGGAUGAGGAGGGGGACGGGUGGGUGCCUCAGAGGGGAAGGUGGAAGAAGGGCAGCAGGAUAGGGUCGGGAGGAUUCGGGUCCGUGUACAAAGGAAGCGACAUCGAUACAUCACGUGUGUUUGCGGUCAAGGAGGUCAAUAUCUCGGACCACAACUCUAUCUCUCAGCUCGUGCAGGAGAUCGAUACUUUGAAGAAAAUGCGUCACAAGCGCAUCGUCCGAUACCUGGGCUCGGAAACUGACGACAAGUGCAUGUACCUCUUCCUCGAGUACAUGGACACAUCUCUCUCCAAGUACCUGGAGGACUUUGGCCCCUUGGAGGAGCAUCAGAUCGCCAAGUACACUCGCCAGCUGCUGGAGGGGCUGGCUUACCUGCAUGACAACAACAUCGUUCAUCGAGACGUGAAGGGGAAAAACAUUCUGCUGGAUACCAAGGGAAACGCCAAGCUCGCUGACUUUGGUGUAGCGAAAUAUGUGGAGACGCCAUCAGACAUGUCGGGCAUGCGCGGCACUGUGUGGUGGAUGGCGCCUGAGGUGAUCAACAAGCGGCCGGACGGGUACAACUGGCCGGUGGACAUCUGGAGUCUCGGUUGUACUGUCAUUGAGAUGGCCAUGCGGGUUGUCGAUAAGCGUCUGCGCAUCCCUUGGCUUGACAUCGAAGGCAAGCCGCCCUGGGGGGCGUCGCCCACUGACGGGAUGGCGGCUAUUCUGAGAAUAGGCGGCACAACAACCCCACCGCCCAUCCCCAGCCACCUCUCAGACUGCGCCAAGGACUUCCUCCGCCACUGCCUCGCUGUCAACCCCUCCCACCGCCUGCGAGCCCACAAGCUCAUGCAGCAUGUGUUUGUCGCAGGGCCAGUGCCCGUGGGGAUGGGGUUGAGCAGUGGAGGCAUGGGCAGUGGAGGCAUGAGUAGUGGAGGCAUGAGUUCGGCACACAAGCUCAUGCAGCAUGUGUUCGUCGCAGCGCCAGUGGGCUCCAGUCCCAUGCCCGUAGGGGUGGGGAUGAGCGGGGCGGGCAUGAGUGGCGGAGGGAUGAGUGGGGGCAUGAGUUCAGGCCCGGCGUUGUCCGGACCUGGCAUGUACUCCGGCCCUGCUGCCGGACCUGGCAGGCACGGAUGGAGGGACGACAUGGCUGCCCGGGAUUAUAAUGCCGGACCUCCGUAUUUCCCAGGCUCGGCAGCAGGCUUGGUGGCCAACGGAGGUGGGAGAAUGAGCCCACAGCAUAUGUACUCAAGGGGGCAAAACAGCAGUGAGUUUGGGCUAGAGGAAAGAGGAGGGGGAGGGGGAGGAGGGGGAGUGAUACCACCUGCUAGGACCCGCAGCAGCCCAACUGUUGACCUGCGAGAGAUGGCUGAUCAUGCUGAAGCUUUUCUCAAUAAUAACGCUGGUGCGAGUGGCGGGGGGUUUGCUGCUGGUGAUGGGGCUGGUGCUACCAGAACCGGACCAGAGCCGCUGUUUGGUGGCAGUGGCAUUGGCAGCGGCGGCGGUGGUAGGAGGGAUCCAGAGCCUUUGUUUGGCGGCAGUGGCAGUGGCGGCGGCGGCAGGGGUGACCCAGAGCCUUUGUUUGGUGGCAGUGGCAGCGGUGUCGGCGGUGGUAGGAGGGAUCCAGAACCUUUGUUUGGUGGCAGUGGCAUUGGCGGUGUUGGUGUUGGUAGGGGGGACCCAGAGCCUCUGUUUGCAGCAGGUCCUGCAACUUCUGCUGCUGGUGGCAGUGUGGGUGGUUUGGCUGGUAAUGGUGGUCCGGAGCCGUUGUUCCGAGGCUCGGGUGGCGGUUCGGGUCCCGAGCCUCUCUUCUCCGCCAGCAGCACUGCAGCUUCCAGCGCUAGUGGUAGAAGCCAUUCAGGUUCGGGCCCCGAGCCUCUUUUCCCGAGCCAGGACAACCGGACCUCACCUCCUCCUCAUCACCAGUACCAGCAGCAGCAGCAGAUGCCUCUCGACCGCACACGCAGUCCCACAUCUAAUGAGUUACAACCCGUUGGAGGCACAGGCAGCAGCAGCAACAACAGUAUUAAUUACCCAGGCAAAUCCCCGCCUAGAAGCAAGCCUAAAUCCCUCUCCGGCCCUCUCACGCCGCCCCGCCGCCGCCCGAACAGAGAGUCAGGACGCACAUACAGCCAUGGAAUGCCGGCCCUUCCAGACCAAGCAGCUUACCUGGAGGAGAGUGAAGGGGCGGGGGAUCGGCCAUAUAGCGGUGGUGGGAGAUCAUUGGGGGGAGAGCAAGAUGGGUAUCCAUCUGGCAGUGGCAGCAGCAGCAGUAGCGGUGGUGGGUUUGGUGCUGGUGGUGGGGGUGGUGGUGGGGGUGGAGGGAUGUAUGGGGGCCCACAUGGCCUUUCUCCUCCACCUCCGCAGAUGGUUGCUAGGGGGAGUAGUGCAGAUGGGUAUGGCAGUGGUGGAGAUGGGUAUGGCAGUGGUGGGGAUGGGUAUCGCAGUGGUGGCGAUCAGUUUGGUGGUGGAGGGCCAGUGGGGCAUUGGAAUCAGAGAGACGUUUCCCCCCACCGAGCUUCCUCCCUCUCCAUCCCCCCACACGACCGCCCCCACAACUUCCCCUUGCAAGGCCCCCACACGGCUCCCUUGCACCAGUCACCCAGCCAGUACCCCUACUCUUCCCAGCAAAACCCAUACCACCACCCCCAACCGCAGCAGAACCCCUCUUACCCCCAGCGGCCUUACGACCACUACCCCCCGCCGCCGCCUAACCAAUACUCGCAGCAGAUGUGGCAGGGUGGGGGGGGGGGAGGAGGGGGAGGAGGGGGGGCAGGGGGAGGAGGGGGGCGGAUGGGGGGUGGGUGGGAACAGGGGGCAGAGGGUAUGGGUGGGUAUGGGUCUUCAGCUCAAGUCUCUGGUGCUGGUGGUGGGGGUUAUUCUGGUGGUAUACGGGGGGACAUGAGAGGAGGUAUGGGCCCAGGCAUGGUAGCAGGUUCGGGAUCAGCGCAGGGAGUGGCGUACCGUGCAGUGCCUGAUCCCGACCUCGCAAGCCCCCCGUUUGAGUCACCCUACACGGCCCCUGACAUUCCCUUGGACUAUCACCAGCAGAACGGCACCAACUACCCCGAGCAGGUGCUUCUCGCCCCAGCUUCUCCCGAUGGUCUUUUCAUGUUUGUACGGUUUGUCAUCCCCAACAUCAUGCCGUUAAGCGCAUGUGAGAAGAGGCACAAACUUCCAAUUGACCUGCUCACGGAACUAGGGGAAGAGGCAGGGCGUGUCAUCAAGUCUAGUGAGGGGAAAGCAGGUGUGGGGGAGGAGGAAGAGGACGAGAAGGACGCGAAGGAGGGGGAGGGAGGAGAAGAAGAAGGGGAGGAGGGGGAAGAGAGGGAGGUGGAGGGGGGUUUUGUGGAAGGCGGGAUGGAUGCGAGCAAGUGCAGGCGCAAGCGCUCUGUGCUUUAUGGCACGGACCCCAACGCCCUCAACCAGCGCAAGCGCUCCGUGCACUAUGGCAUGGACCCAAGCGCCCUCAACCAGUCAGCAAGUGGUUAUUCCUUCUACUAUGCAUUCGCAGAGGGCACAGACGGAGCAUACGUGUCGGAAGAUACAUUCUUCAUCCCCAUCGGCCUGCUCCUCCCCUUCUUCCCUGUUCCACCGCCCCCCUCUUUUUCCUUCCUCUCUCCUGCUGCCACCACCAGUGGUCGUUCCUUCCGCUAUGCCUUUGCAGAGGGCACAGACGGAGCAUACGUGUCGGGAGAUACAUUCUUCAUCCCCAUCGGCCCACUCGUCCCCGCAACGCGCUACUUCUAUCGAAUCGACGGCUCCCCAACCACCCACUCCUUCACCUCGCUUCCUGCCCCUGGCUCUGCUUCCGCCUACCCGUUCAAAGUCGCACUUGUGGGCGAUGUGGGUCAGACGCUCAACAGAUGCACCACAUUCGACAACGUGAAAGCCGGCAACCCCAGCCUGGUGCUGUUCGCGGGGGACCUGAGCUCUUCCGCCUCCUGCUUCCCACCUCACCUCUAUCCCCUCUGCCCUCCAUGCCAUAAUUGCCCCACAUCCUCCCCGCCAGGCGAUGUGGGUCAGACGCUCAACAGCAGCACCACAUUCGACAAUGUGAAAGCCGGCAGCCCCAGCCUGGUGCUGUUUGCGGGGGAUCUUAGCUACGCUGACCAGUACGGCCCACCGCACUGCACACCUAUGGACUCUGCUCAAUCUCUCCUGACUGCUGAUUCUCCUGAGGCUGGCGGAAAGAGCGAGAGCGAGAGGGAAAGGACGAGCAAGAUAUGUGGGCUGGGAGGGGUGCGCUGGGACUCCUACGGCCGCUUGUCCGAGAAAGUAUUCGCCCAUAUCCCUGUGGCGCACGUCCCAGGGAACCAUGAGAUCGAGCUCGUGCCGAGGUGGGGCGAGCUGCGGCCAUUCAAAGUGUAUUCUGCACGAAUCCCCCCUCUGCUGCACCACCACCACCCGCUGCUGGCGAGCCUGCUGUCCAAGGCCGGACUUACUCCCAACCACCAUCACCAUCAUCAUCACCACCAUGCGUACCCGGCCAAGGCACCGCUCUUCUACUCCAUGGACAUCGGCCCCGUGCAUGUGAUCGCCAUCAACUCCUACUCGCCCUUCGUUAUCUACACGCACCAGUGGUACUGGCUGCGGGACGACCUGUGCCGCAUCGACCGCAAGAAGACCCCGUGGGUGGUGGCGUUCAUGCACGUGCCUCUCUACAACAGCAACGACGGGCACUACCUGGAGGGUGAGCCAAUGCGGUACGAGAUAGAAGAGUGGUUGCACGGGGCAGGGGUGGAUCUGGUGGCGAGCGGCCACGUGCAUGCAUACGAGCGUAGCUACCCCGUGUACGGGAUGAAGCGCAUGGAGAACGGGUGUGCCGCCGUGCAUGUGACAGUUGGAGACGGAGGCAACAUUGAAGAGAUCGCCGGCCCUUUCCUUGAGCCGCAGCCGUCGUACAGCGCGUAUCGUGAGGAGUCGUUUGGGCAUGCUGAGCUGGUGUUUAACGACAAUCACACUGCCACCUACAGCUGGUACCGCAACCACCAGGGAUCGGGCGUGCUCGCGGAUUCCUUCACGCUUCUCAAUCGCGCCAACAGCUGCGGCGGCCUUCGCCGCCCGUCCUUCUGCUCCUCCUAG
Messenger RNA from Closterium sp. NIES-65, 7860 nucleotides. The record is from the annotation of a GenBank genome assembly. Lineage: Eukaryota; Viridiplantae; Streptophyta; Zygnematophyceae; Desmidiales; Closteriaceae.